Messenger RNA from Aureobasidium pullulans EXF-150, 2736 nucleotides. RefSeq names its product putative beta-mannosidase. The record is from RefSeq and is a predicted model, not a curated record. Bases 119 to 2689 code for a protein of 856 amino acids. The transcript is spliced from 4 exons. Gene Ontology annotation, biological process: glycoprotein catabolic process; carbohydrate metabolic process. Lineage: Eukaryota; Fungi; Ascomycota; Dothideomycetes; Dothideales; Saccotheciaceae. Gene Ontology annotation, molecular function: beta-mannosidase activity.
CGAGCGGGCAGCCAGAUAUUAUCCGGUUCAGGGUCGCGCAAAUCACCGUGGUGGUUUAUAAGAUGCAAACGCUCGCCGCAGUCGCGGCUGACGCCUAUCUACUUCUUCACCAGACAACAUGACCGGAACAGCAGGAGCUACCGAAGCCUUGCUGGUGCAAGAGCUCAAAGAUUCAUGGGAGUUCAAGCAGACUGAUCUGGACAAUUGGAUGCCUGUGGAGACUGUGCCUACCAACGUACACCUCGAUCUCAUCGCAAACGACGUCAUCCCAGACCCCUUCCUCGGCUUCAACGAGCUCAAGUGCGAAUGGGUAGCCGACAAGAGCUGGACAUACAGAACAACGCUCCCAGAUGUCGGAGCAGCGAAGGAUGGCCAGAUCCAUGAGCUUGUCUUCGACGGUCUCGAUACCUUCGCUACAGUCAAGGUCAACGGAGAUGUGAUUCUUGAAAGCGACAACAUGUUCAUUCCGUACAGAAUGGAUGUCACAAAGAGACUCAAUCAUAAUAAUGCUAACGUUCUGGAAAUCGACUUCCGCCCAGCACUUGUGGAAGGUCGCAAGAUCAAAGAUGCUCACCCUGAACACAAAUGGGUCGGCUUCAAUGCGGACAUGGCCAGGCUCGCAGUAAGAAAAGCCCAGUACCACUUCGGAUGGGAUUGGGGCCCUGUGUUGACGACUUGUGGUCCGUGGCGGGCAGUGCGCCUCGAAACCUCUUAUGCUCGAAUUUCCGAUUUGAGAAUUGAUUACGAUUUGAGCGCAUCUCUGGACGACGUGGUUGUCCAUGUUUCGGCCUCCACAGAACGAUCCUCCGGAUCCGAUGUAAACAUCUCGAUACGCUCAGCUGACAGUCUGGUCUUCGAGAAGACGGUAUCAGUGGAUGGUAACGGUGUUGCCAAGGCCGAUUUCCACCUAUCUCAACCAAAGCUGUGGUACCCUCAUGGGUAUGGCGAUCAACCACUAUACACUUGCGAGGCUGUGCUUCGGAAAAAUGGCAAGGAAGUUCAGACAUGCAGCAGAAAGAUUGGCUUUCGCCGUGGUGAGCUGGUACAAGAACCCGAUGAGAUCGGGAAAUCUUUCUUUUUCAGAGUCAAUGGUGUCGACGUGUUCUGUGGUGGAUCAUGUUGGAUCCCUGCCGACAGCUUCACGCCUCGGAUCACGGAAGAGAAGUAUCGGUCUUGGCUCCAGACUCUUGUUGAUGGCUACCAAGUCAUGAUCAGAAUCUGGGGUGGUGGUAUUUGGGAAGAAGACGUCUUCUACGAUACCUGUGAUGAGCUGGGUAUCCUCGUCUGGCAAGAUUUCAUGUUCGGUUGCGGAAACUACCCAGCCGCGAUCAAAUCAUUCAGAGACUCUGUCGAGGCCGAGUGCGUCGCACAAGUCAAGCGUAUUCGUCAUCAUCCUUCGAUUGUCAUCUAUGCCGGCAACAACGAAGACUAUCAAGUACAAGAACAGUGUGGCCUUACAUACGACUACGCAGACAAAAAUCCAGAAAAUUGGCUGGAAACCGACUUCCCAGCUCGCUAUAUCUAUGAGAAGAUCUUGCCAGAGGUCGUUGCGGCGCACUCGCCUCACGUACCAUACCAUUUCGGAUCACCUUGGGGUGAUGGCCUCAUAUCGUCCGACCAGACUGUUGGCGAUUUGCAUACGUGGGACGUAUGGCAUGGAAAGCAGAUCAAGUACCAGAUCUACGACACUCUGGGUGGUCGUUUCAACAGCGAAUUCGGCAUGGAAGCAUUCCCUCACAUUGACACGAUCAAACACUACGUUACUGAUCCAGCUGAGCUUUAUCCGCAAUCACACAUGAUUGACUUCCACAACAAAGCCGAUGGCCAUGAAAGAAGAAUUGCAACAUACUUGAUCGAGAACUUCAGGACUACCGAUCCUAGUCUCGAGGCAUAUAUUCAUCUCACACAACUCAGCCAAUCAGAUGCGUUGAUGUACGGAUACCGAGGCUGGCGACAGCAGUGGGGUCAGAAACGCCGCUGUGGUGGCGCCUUGGUCUGGCAACUUAACGACUGUUGGCCUGUCACUUCAUGGGCUAUCAUCGACUACUUUCAGCGAAAGAAGCCGGCAUACUAUGCUAUGCGACGGGUGUUGGCUCCGAUAGCUGUUGCUGUUAGAAGAGCUCAUCACGACUGGAGUGUUGUUCAUGCUCGACCUGUGAAGACGAGCUCUUUCGAAUGCUGGGUCUCUAGCAACAGUACGAAAGAAGUCCUCGCUACGAAGGUAGAGCUCAAAUUCAUCUCUAUUGCCACUGGCAAGGAGAUCAAAGAAGCUAUGAUCAAGAAGAAUGUCAAGAUCACAGCAAACGGCGCAAUCACCAUCUUUGAUGGUGAGCUUAACAAUGAGAAGGAAGAGCCGCAUGUUCUUGCGGCGAGGAUAUGGAUAGAUGGAGAAGACAGCGCUGUUUCUCGAGAUAUUGACUGGCCCCAGCCGCUGAAGUAUCUGAACAUGGAUGACAGAGGCGUCAAGGUUGUCUUUGACAAUGGUAAGAUCACCGUAUCGUCAAAGAAGCCGACAAAAGGCCUAGUCUUUGAGGAGAGAGAAGGCGUGUUGGUAAACGACAGUGCUGUGGACAUUGUACCUGGAGAUGAACAGAUCAUCACAGUAAAAGGAUUGAAAGCUGGCGACACACCUCUGAAAUGGAGAUACUAUGGGCAGGAGGUACGAUGCAUAAGUGAUACUCAUAGAUAGACUACAAACACCGACUUAACGUAUAUCCACAAAUUAUGGUUUCUGAU